AUGAUCUCCCCCUCCGCCGCAAUCGAGCCGUUCCGGAUCGCGGUGCCGGACCACGCGAUCGAGACGCUCAAGGCGAAACUCGCGCUGGCGACGUUCCCGCGCGAGACAACCUUCUCAAACGACAGCAACUACGGCGCGCAAUUGGACGAUAUCAAGAGGCUAGCGACCGCGUGGAGGGAUACGUUUGAUUGGAGGGCAGCGGAGGCGAAGCUCAACGAUGCGUUACCUCAAUUCACGACCAAGAUCGCGGUCGACGGCCACGAGGACGACUUGAAGGUGCAUUUCGUGCAUGCGAAGAGCGAGCGGAAAGAUGCGAUUCCCUUGCUGUUCUGCCAUGGAUGGCCCGGUAGUUUCCUCGAAGUCAUCAAGAUACUGCCUCUCCUAACGGCCAAGGCCGGAGAAGACGAACCGGCUUUCCACGUCGUGGCUCCGUCGUUACCGAACUUCGGCUUCUCGCAAGGUACCUCGAAGCCCGGGUUCGGGAUAUUGCAGCAUGCCGAAGUGUGCCACAAACUCAUGCUCCGGCUCGGCUACGGCCGAUACGCGACGCAAGGCGGGGACUGGGGGUCCCCGAUAACGCGGGCGAUGGGGGCCCUAUACCCCGACCACGUCGUCGCCUCGCACCUAAACUACCUCCUGGGCACCUCCCCGCCGACCCUGUUCUCCUCGCCGCUCCUCUACCUGCGGCACGCGUUGGAUCUGUACACCCCGGCCGAGAGAGCCGGGCUCGCGCGCACGCGCUGGUUCCGCGACCGGGGCAGCGGGUACGCGCAGCUGCAUGGGACGCGACCGCACACGGUGGGGUUCGCGCUGGCCGACAGCCCCGUGGGCCUGCUGGCCUGGAUCCGCGAGAAGCUCGUCGACUGGACGGACGCGUACCCCUGGACCGACGACGAGGUCCUCACCUGGGUGAGCGUGUACGCGUUCAGCGAGGCCGGCCCCGACGCCAGCGUGCGGCUGUACUACGAGACCGUGAACCGGCCGAGCGAUGCCGCGCUCAGCAAGGCGUGGAACGGGAAGGUCCCCUUGGGGCUGUCGCAUUUCCCCAUGGAUGUGACGGUCGUGCCGAGUUCGUGGGCGAAAUUGGGACCGGUGGUGUUUGAAAAGAGACACGAACACGGUGGUCACUUCGCCGCGUUUGAAAAGCCCGACGAGCUGGUUGCUGAUCUCAGGACGAUGUUUGGGAAGAAAAGUGGUAUUGGGGCGAAGUUGCCAUUCUAG
Messenger RNA from Daldinia caldariorum, 1221 nucleotides. RefSeq names its product epoxide hydrolase 1. The coding region runs from base 1 to 1221 and encodes 406 amino acids. Gene Ontology annotation, biological process: epoxide metabolic process. The transcript is spliced from 4 exons. Gene Ontology annotation, molecular function: epoxide hydrolase activity. The record is from RefSeq and is a predicted model, not a curated record. Lineage: Eukaryota; Fungi; Ascomycota; Sordariomycetes; Xylariales; Hypoxylaceae.